AUGGACUACGAGGCCUUGAAGGAUUACUGGACUGACAUUGAGGAUCGUGAUGGGAUCCGGCUCAGUUGGAACAAGUUUCCAAGCUCUCGCAUGGAAGCGUCCCGCCUAGUCGUCCCCAUUGGCGCUGUUUACACUCCUCUCAAGGAACGCCCCGAUGCUCCACUGCUACAGUACGCACCGGUGACCUGCAAGCCGCCCUGCAACGGUGUCCUGAAUCCCUAUGCCAACGUUGAUGACCGGGCCCGUAUUUGGAUAUGUCCCUUCUGUCUGAUGCGCAAUCCCCUUCCUCCUCAGUAUAAGGAUAUCAGUGCCACUGUCGUUCCUCCGGAACUUCACCCGCUAAACACUACCAUCGAGUAUCAACUGCCGCGCGGCCCCCGCCCCGCCCCUCCGCCGCCUAUCUUUGUUUAUGUCGUCGAUACCUGUCAAGAGGAGGACAGCUUGAAGGCUUUGAAAGAUGCUUUGGUCGUGAGCUUGUCUCUACUUCCGCCUAAUGCGCUGGUGGGCCUGAUUACGUUUGGUACUAUGGCUCAAGUCCACGAGAUCGGCUACACCGAGUGUGCCAAGUCCUACGUUUUCCGGGGCAGCAAGGAGUAUGCGGCGAAGCAAGUCCAGGAGAUGCUUGGUCUCUCCCAAGGCAUGCGUCCGGCCAUGCCCAACCAACCGCCCCAGGGCCCUCUCGGCCCGGCGGCCCGUUUCCUUCUUCCUGUCCAACAAGCCGAGUUCCAGAUCACCAAUGUUCUUGAACAGUUGCAGCGUGACCCAUGGCCCGUUGCCAACGACAAGCGACCCCUCAGAUGCACAGGCGUUGCCCUGGGAGUUGCCGUUGGCCUUCUCGAAACCUCCUUCCAGAACGCCGGUGCCCGCAUCAUGCUUUUCACCAGCGGUGCAGCCACCGAGGGUCCUGGUCUGGUUGUUGGACAUGAGCUCAAGGAACCCAUUCGUUCCCACCACGACAUUGACCGGGAUAACAUCAAAUAUUACAAGAAGGCUGUCAAGUUUUACGAUAACAUGGCCAAGCGUGCGGCCCACAACGGACACAUUGUUGACAUCUUUGCGGGCUGCCUUGACCAGGUCGGUCUUCUGGAAAUGAAGAACCUCUCCAACUACACUGGAGGCCACAUGCUGCUCACCGACAGCUUCACAUCAUCGCAGUUCAAACAAUCGUUUAUCCGAGUCUUCGAUAAGGAUGCCAACGAUAACCUACUAAUGGGUUUCAACGCAUCCCUUGAAGUUCUGACUACCAAGGAACUGAAGGUUACUGGGCUUAUUGGGCAUGCUGUGUCCUUGAACAAGAAGUCCAGCUCUGUCGGUGAGACAGAAUGCGGAAUUGGCAACACAUGUGCCUGGAAGAUGUGUGGAAUCGACCCCGCCUCGAGCUAUGGUAUUUACUUUGAGGUUGCGAACCAAGGUGGCCCAGCAGCCGUACAGCCAGGUACCCAGAAAGGAGUCAUGCAGUUCUUAACAUACUACCAACACUCGUCCGGCCAUUACCACCUCAGAGUCACGACGGUUGGAAGGGAACUUAGUGGCCCCGCCGGAGACCCUACCCUUGCACAGUCCUUCGACCAGGAAGCUGCUGCAGUGCUGAUGGCACGGAUCGCAGUCUUCAAGGCGGAGGUAGAUGAUGGUCCUGAUGUCCUCCGAUGGGUCGACCGUAUGCUCAUCAGACUUUGCUCUCGUUUCGCCGACUACCGGAAGGAUGAUCCGACUUCAUUCCGCCUGGAGAAGAACUUCACGCUCUACCCUCAGUUCAUGUUCCAUCUCCGCAGAAGCCAGUUCUUGCAGGUGUUCAACAAUUCCCCCGAUGAGACUGCCUUCUACAGGCACGUGCUUAACCACGAGGAUGUCGGCGACUCUCUGGUCAUGAUCCAGCCCACGCUAGAUUCAUACUCCCUCGAACACGAGGGUAGCCAGCCCGUUCUACUGGACUCGGCUUCCAUCCAGCCUACCCACAUCCUCCUUCUGGACACAUUCUUCCACAUUCUAAUUUUCCACGGAGAGACCAUCGCCGAAUGGAGAAAGGCCGGUUAUCAGGACCAGGAAGGCUACGAGAACAUCAAGGCCCUUCUUGAGCAACCCAAGGAGGAUGCUAGAGAACUCAUUGCGGAUCGCUUCCCCCUGCCUCGGUUCAUUGUUUGUGAUGCCGGUGGUUCUCAAGCCCGUUUCCUUCUGUCCAAGCUUAACCCCUCCACUACCCACACGACGGGAGGCUACGGUGGCGGUGUGACAUCGCAGACCAUAUUCACUGACGAUGUGUCGCUGCAGACUUUCAUGGAUCAUUUGAUGAAGCUUGCUGUUUCGGGAACUAGCUAG
This is a messenger RNA of Aspergillus terreus NIH2624, 2316 nucleotides long. RefSeq names its product GTPase-activating protein SEC23 (gene sec23). NCBI's taxonomy places the organism in Eukaryota, Fungi, Ascomycota, Eurotiomycetes, Eurotiales, Aspergillaceae. Gene Ontology annotation, biological process: COPII-coated vesicle budding; intracellular protein transport; endoplasmic reticulum to Golgi vesicle-mediated transport. The transcript has 6 exons. The record is from RefSeq and is a predicted model, not a curated record. Gene Ontology annotation, cellular component: endoplasmic reticulum exit site; COPII vesicle coat. The coding region runs from base 1 to 2316 and encodes 771 amino acids. Gene Ontology annotation, molecular function: zinc ion binding; GTPase activator activity.